GACAGAUCCCUCAAUGGCACUUAGACCUCCGCUGUUAUGAUGGAAACCGGCGACUCGGGACUUGGACUGGCUGCUAGCAAUUCAAACCAGCAAAGGAAUAUUCUAAGCGCAAAUCCAUUCGAUGACAGUGAUGAAUCAAGUAAUGACAGCGACGUGACUUGGUCCCCAGGUGACGGGGUCUGCCCGACAGCAGCACAUUUCAACCAUUGCUGCCAGUCAAAGAUCGACGACUGGCAGAACGCCGCAUCUACACGCCUAGAAGGCACAGAGUCUCUCCAUUACUACAUAACAGCUUUCUUAAACCUCCUCAAAGAUGUCCCUUCGUUCUAUGCCUGUCCCCCAGGGGCUGUCCAACUGUCAGGAAGAGCAAAAUCUUUCCUUGUUCUGAAGUCUUCUCUGCAAGUGGGAACGACAGAAGACUCGAACUGCGAGCAAGAUCACAAGUUCAUGGAUUAUCUCCAGUGCUUCGGAAGCCCCGCACCUGUAUUUUACAGGACGGAAGCUGAGACCCAAGCAGAAGUAUCUAUUCCUACUUGUGCCAGGCCUCUUCGCUCUGGAUUCCUUACAAGCAUUGUGCUGGCCUGGUCAUACAUCAUCUCCUGCCGUUGGGUGGAGAUAUUACAACGGGCAGGCGAGAAAAGCCAAAUCCUGCAUGAUCAAGGCAUGCAGAUCGAAGAAUCCUUUCGGGACAUCGUCACGCAGGACUCCUGGAAGGCUCGAGUUGAGAAUCAGAAAGGCGCUUUCUAUUCGCCGUGGAUGUUUAGAAGAGAAGGGACCUCACGCAAGCGACGUGAUUGGAAACUCGCUAUACCAAAUUCUUUCUUCGCAUUCAGCACUCUUCUGGACUUCUGCGCAUCAAAUGGCCUGGAAGGAGAGUUUCUCAUCGGGUUUGCUUGUGUUUUAAUCUCAACCUCACGACACGCGCCUCCACCUAAACUCGCUCCUCCUACAAUGAUCCCGGCAGUCCCUAUGCACUCUCCGCUAAGUGCGAAAGAUAUGAUGCUCUUUGAAUUGUUUAAAUCUGUCGACAAAUGUAUCUCUCUAAGCUCAACACAGGAUGCUCUGGAUUCAUUGCUCUGCAGCGCCUUUUUCGAUCCAUGUGUUCCAUGUAAUUUAUUUGGAGCCGCAUCAUUGGGAGUGAGCAAAGCUCUCUCCACAAUGGAGAAAAUCGAUAAUCGACAGUUACUCUCUGCAAUCACCAACAAGAAACCUCAAUUGAGUCUUCUAUGGGCUGCUGCAGUGUGCAACGGCCAGGCAACCUCGUUCCUGAAUUUGAGUCUUCACAGUCUCCCGCCUAUAUGUCUAGUUGCCGCCUUCUGGACCAAUACAAUCCAAUCCUUCCUUCAGAUAGCGUACAGUGUACGUGACUCAGAAGAAUCCAUUAUAGCCAGAGCGAAUGAGUUUCGGACUUCCUACUUCUGCCGGCCAGAUUUGUUCGUGCCAUGGUCGCCCGCACCUCCCUUCGGUACAACGCCGGUUCAUAAUCUCAGCCUGGAAGUAAGGGCGCACCUUGAACACAUGCACGUGCCUCUUUCUUGGAGAAACUAUUGGUUAUUAGACUCGGGAGAAAGAAUUCCGGCAGGCUCGCAGCAUGACCUUGAGGUUGUGAAGGCUGACGGUCUCUGUCAUCCUUGUCCUGCGGGUCAAAGCAAUGACACGCCUCAUCCUGAACGGUAUACUGCUGAUGAGCAAUCGGGGUUUGCAACGUCGCGCUUAUUUAACUGGCAUAGAGGCUACGACGACGGCAUUUGGCUCGAUGAUGGUAAAGCGAACAUCGAAAGCGUUCGUCGACUUCAGAUGCAUCCAUGGAUUAUUGACCAGUUCGAUGAUCGAGGCGAUGAGCCAGUUGAGGAGCCUAGACACCGUGGGGUCUCUGUUGAGCGUAUCCUGCGGUGGAACCAGGAGGUUCAAGAAUAUCGGCGAGCCGGUAAUGGCAUACCAUGAAUGGUUCGUUGUCUACGCAUCUACCACCACCUUUUGAGGACUCAUGUUCUCGCAUGAAGAGAAAUAGUAGUCGAUAUAGCAAAUGUAGAGGCCUCCAUGCAGGUGACAGGGAGACUUGGACACUCUGCUCGAAGUCCCAGUGUUGGGAUGGCUCAAGUAUACAUCGAGGCUGAGUCAGUUGCCGCAGUGCACUUGCAUGCUACCUUUAUAAGAGGCGCAUCACUUACAACACAUCAACCAAUCUUGGUUGCAGGGCGGCAUGGCGGAGCCCAGCCUGGAGGUUAUAUUCCAUGUCCAAAGUGGGGUAGCUGCAUGAUAAAUACCCAGAGGCGACUC
Molecule: messenger RNA, 2280 nt
Organism: Aspergillus aculeatinus CBS 121060
Lineage: Eukaryota; Fungi; Ascomycota; Eurotiomycetes; Eurotiales; Aspergillaceae
Exons: 3
Coding region: 37-1944 (635 amino acids)
Source: RefSeq, a predicted model, not a curated record